AUGCAACGAAGCGAUGCCGCCAGGAAAACCAGCAGCGAGUCUGGAAAUUCUUCUUCUUCGCGGCGGAGCCUGUCGUCUUUGUCGCCUGAGGAGCGAGAGUUGACCAACGAGUUGAGGUCACGGCAGCUCUCACUGGCGGGCUUGCAUAGCGGCAGCACAAGCAGCAGCGGGUCGGAGCCCCGAGACAAGCUGCAAGCUGCCGAGGCGGCGGAGCGAGCAGCGGAAGCGGCGAGAUCCUCCCAUGCCGCUGCAAGAAAGGGAUACUCGGACCAGAAGACCCAAUCUCAAGGCAGUAGCAGCAACAGCCAGGCACAGCGCAAGAGUCAGAGCGAGCAUGUCAACACAGACGGCUCAACUUCUGAAACUGGUGGAGAUCCUCGAAAUAGUCAGCUUGUUAGCGACUUGCUAGCCAAAGUUCGAGCUCUUGAAGCUGCCUUGCUGGACCGAGAUGCGCAAGCUGCAAAGAUGAUACUGGACUGCACAAACAUCGACAGCCUUAAUCAAGAACGGCUGCUGGACAUCCAGGAAAAACUGGCGGCUGCUGUCGGUGCCAGGAAGGCGGCGGAAGACGAGCGGGAUGAAAUGGAAGUGAAGGCUGCCGGCGACAAGGCGAAGAACGCAUCCUCCUUGUCUGCUGCGCAAGCAGAACAGCAUAGGAUCCGAGAGAUGCAUCAGAGAACCGAAGCGAAAUCUGAAGAGAUUAACAAAGAACUCCAAACAGCUCGGGAGGAUCUCCGCCAUUCGAAGCAGCGUGCAGAAAUUGACAGCCACCACGAGGCAAAGGCGCAAGAGCUCAGCAAUAGUCGCAUUGACGCGUUGGAGGCUCUCUUGCAGAAGGCGAAUGAUCAGCUUGCGCUGCUUCGGCGCCAAAAAUCCAGCGGCUCAGGCACUUCAAGCGAGCGUGAGGCGGCCCUGCAAACCCAAAUUGAUGAUCUCAUAGCGGAGAGGACGAGAAAUCGCCAAGACAUGAGCGAAGCGCGCUUGGAGCUUCUCGGACUCAAGAAGAGGCAGGCUCUCUCUGCAUUGGACGAACGCCCUGAACCGCAGCCCCGCCGCGGAGCAGGCAGGUCACGAGGAGGUCGAGGACGAGGAAUGCUGGAGAUUAUCGACGAGGAGGAAGACGGUGCCGAGUCACUGCCUGCACCUGGGGAUGAGUCGGCUGCCAGCGAGGGCGCGAGCAGCGACUGUGGAGACCUGGACAGCAUCACGAAUCCGGACCAAUCCGCCCAGAGCGAGCUGUUGAACAAGCUGCUGUCUGAGUUGGCUUCGGAGCGGAGGGCGCAGCAAACCAUGCGAGAUGACCACGCUGGCGAGCAUGCCGAGCAGAAAGAGCAGAUAGCUCAGCUGAGACGGCAACUCCUAGACGCAGGACUUCUACAGGAAUCGACCGCGGCGGAAAAUUCUCGGUUGCUCAAGGUGGGGCACCAGGAUAAGAUCAAGCAGCUUCAGCAAGUUGACGACUUGCAAGUGAAAGUUAGAGAGUUGGAGGACACACUGCGAGGUCAGUUUCUAGAAAUGAAGGUUCAGACUGACAAGGAGGAGGCACAAGAGCUUCUCAACACAGGUUUGCAGGAGAAAGUACAGAUGCAAACCGAGUCGCUUCGAAUCGCUAGCUUGCGACUGCAAGAUUCUCUACAGCAGCAUCAGCGGGAGGCAAUGCGCCAACUGCAGGAAGUGAACGCCUUGAAGCUGCAGCUGUCGCUGGAACGCAAGCGACAUGCGAGUCGUGGAUCGGAGUCGCUGCAAGAUGACGGAGAUGAGCAACCAGAGGCGGCACUUUGUCAGCGAGUGAAGGAACUUGAGGUAGAGCGCAACCUGCUGCUUAGCAAAAUAGAGGUUCAGGAGGUGCACCACCAGGUGCAGCUGGAGGAUGCAUACCGUGACCAUGCUUCCAGACUACAAGAACAGCGAACGAAAUUCGAGGAGCAGAUCGCAGAGAUUCGUUCUCGAUAUGAGCAGGUGAUCCGGCAGCAACCGGUUCAAGUCGCUCCAGAGGAGUUCCUUCUCCGAGAUCCGGACCUAAGUUCCUUGAGGUCCCCUGCAAGGCCAGCUUAUGGCGUAGAGGAGGAUCCCGCAGCAAAGAGCACCAUCGGAGUUGCCAGUGAUGUCAGCACGCCGGCAUCGCAGAGCACAGGCGGCACAGGCGGCACUUCCAUCUCAGAGCAGGUCCGCGGCAUGGUGUGGGCUGUGUUGGGGUUGAUUCCUGAUGCUGUGGCGCUUCAGUGCUCCUUUGAAGACCUGGCCAUCCAGAAGGCUACCGCCAGAGCAGGUGCCAUCUUCAGCGGUCUGGACCUGAUUGGCACGUCCUUUUUCUCCUUGCUGCGUGAGAAGAGCAAUGCCGCAGUGGUGAGGAGAAUGAUGCUUGUGAACCAAUCCAUGGCAGACAGCAGUCAGUCUGAGAUCCCUUCCUUCAUCUCCAAGACACUUGGCAGAUUUGGGUUGCUUGGAAUGGCUGGGCAGGUCCUGGAUGUAGUCUUAUCUAUGGCUCAUUUACCCGCUGAAUCUGCGAGUGCUUCUGGACCGGAUGGUCGCCGCGUCAUCGUGGUCAUCUCUGAGCAACAACAAAAGCGUCGCGGCGAAGUCUCUGUAGCCAGCAGCGAUGUUUGCCCCAGCGACAGCGUGAGUGUAGGCAAACGUCGGCCUCCCUUCGGCGGCUCCCUACAGAGAGCCAGCCUGAGGGCCUCUUUCUUUAAGGCGGACUCAAGGAUCUCCUCUGCCUCCUCCGAGCAUGCCUCCCCGCGAAACUCGCUGGCCGCUGACUGA
Molecule: messenger RNA, 2763 nt
Organism: Symbiodinium necroappetens
Lineage: Eukaryota; Dinophyceae; Suessiales; Symbiodiniaceae
Source: the annotation of a GenBank genome assembly